CGAGUGCAGGAGACGACACUUCCCUCGGUGCCGAUCGAGCAGCUUCAGACGGAGGAGGAGGAGCAGCAGCAGCAGCAGGAGGGCCACGAGGAGGAGGAGGAGGAGGAGCAGACGAGCACCUGCGCGAGGUUUUCACAUUUGGGGACGCGAUUGCGGAGUUGGAAUUGGGCGGAGGGAGGUUUAGGUCUGGAAGGGAGUGGUGGAAGUAGAGAGGAGGGGAGGGGAGAGGAGCUGAUGGAGUCGGGGAUGGACGGAGGGAAUGGGUGUUCGCGGCGGGGGGAGAAGGGAAAAUUGGUGCGAUGAGAAGGGCGGCAAUUCGACGGUGGAGGUAGAGGGGAGGAUCGAGGUUGUGUUGGAGAGUGAUGCGAGUCGAGAGCAGGAAGCCUGGAGGCCUUUUGUGUGGAGCAGGAGCAGGGGGUUGGAGUGAGGCUCGGGAGUGAGUCGAGGGAUUAUUUGGUCGUGCUGCAGGACGAGGUCUGAGAGAAAUUAUGGAGGAUCACAGUACCAAGGCUUGGUUCUCAUUGUGCUUGGCCGCUAUGGUCGGAGCCAGUGUCGCUGCUGCCUCUGCCUUUUGGCUGCACAAGCGAGCGCUGGAUGAAAUGCUUGCGAGGCUCGAUAUUGAAACCGUGGAAAGGCGGAAAUAUAAGAACAGAAGCAAUUCUCGCAAUCGGCGUCUCUCGGACAAGAUUACUAAAGACUCCGUGCUAGGAAGUUCCAACUCCCUUCCGGAAAUGUCAUCCUUUGCUAAUGGAAUUGACAAUAGCAAAUCGGACAAUAAAACCAGGUCUCCGUCCAUGGAGAGAUCAGAUUCUCAGCCAUCCUUUGCGGCAAUGAGUGCCAUUCCCCCUGGACUCCCCAGAGUUCAGACUCGUCGUGAUGGUCAGAGUACUCCCGGGAAACGCAGCUCCUCUGGUGUUCAACGUCCCGUUGCUGUUAUCAGACCUACCACACCUCGGUCUCCGGUUGGAGGUGGUGUUUUUGAAAGCAUGGAGGGUUCAGACGAGGAAGAUCACGUUUUGCACAAUGAUGACGACUCAAACUUUAUGAUGGCCGAUGAGGAAGGCGAGAUUGGGACACUGGCACCUGCCGAUGGAGUCGUUGAGAAUGAAUUGGAGGAAAAUGUGAAGCCAAAGUCUCCUGGUAGUGAAAAAGCUACUGCCGCAACCAUCAUCAGAUCUCACAGUAUACCUGGAGAACUUCACGGAAUGCAUGCCCCUGAUCCAGUGGCAGCCGAUAUUUUGAGGAAGAUACCUGAGCAAGAAACCUUUGUCCGCUUGAAUGUUUCACCUUUAGAGGCACCGUCAGAUGAAGAGGAGGAAGUGUGUCUUUUAAUGCAGGAGUGUCUUAAACUCCGGGACAAGUAUGUCUUCCGAGAGCGCGAACAUCCAUGGGAGAAGGAGGAAAUUACAGACCCUAGUACACCCAAGCCAAAUCUCGAUCCCUUCAAUUACCAACCUGAACCAGCAUCAAUGCACACAUUCAAAAUGGUCGAUGGUGUUGUCCGUGUUUAUCCCCAUGAGGCAGCGGAAGAAGAGCUCUACCCAGUUCUAGAUGCCACAAGUUUUUUCACAGACAUGCAUCGCAUUCUGAGAAUUAUUUCACUAGGAAACGUUCGUACUCUAUGUCACCAUCGCCUGCGGUUGUUGGAACAGAAAUUCAGCCUUCACCUCAUGCUUAAUGCUGAUCGGGAGUUCCUUGCUCAGAAGAGUGCUCCUCAUAGAGAUCUGUACAAUGUUAGAAAAGUCGACACCCAUGUCCACCAUUCUUCUUGCAUGAACCAGAAGCAUCUUUUGCGCUUCAUCAAGUCCAAGCUUCGCAAAGAACCAGAUGAAGUGGUAAUAUUUCGCGAUGGGAAGUACUUGACUCUCAGGGAAGUUUUCGAGAGUCUGGACUUAACAGGAUACGAUUUGAAUGUGGAUCUGCUCGAUGUUCAUGCGGACAAGAAUACUUUCCACCGGUUCGACAAGUUCAACUUGAAGUACAAUCCCUGCGGUCAAAGUAGGCUGAGAGAGAUCUUUUUGAAACAAGACAAUCUUAUCCAAGGACGAUUCUUGGCUGAACUUACGAAGCAAGUGUUUUCCGAUCUUCAAGCCAGUAAAUAUCAAAUGGCAGAGUACAGGAUAUCCAUAUAUGGAAGGAAGCAAAGUGAAUGGGACCAGUUGGCAAGCUGGAUUGUCAAUAAUGAGCUAUAUAGCGAAAAUGUUAUGUGGCUCAUCCAGCUGCCACGCUUGUACAAUGUGUACAAAGAUAUGGGAAUCGUGACAUCAUUCCAAACACUUCUCGACAAUGUCUUUUUACCACUAUUUGAAGUAACAGUGGAUCCUGCAUCUCAUCCCCAGCUUCAUGUUUUCUUGAAGCAGGUCGUAGGCUUUGACAUGGUGGAUGACGAGAGUAAACCAGAAAGGCGUCCAACAAAACACAUGCAAACUCCUGAGCAAUGGAACAACCCUUUUAACCCCGCAUACUCAUAUUGGGCAUAUUAUGCUUACGCCAAUCUCUACACACUUAACAAAUUGCGCGAGAGUAAAGGCAUGCCCACCAUCAAAUUUCGACCACACUCAGGAGAGGCUGGUGACUUGGAUCAUCUGGCAGCCACAUUUCUUGUCGCUCACAACAUAGCUCAUGGAAACAACCUGCGGAAGUCUCCAGGUCUGCAAUAUCUCUACUACCUGGCCCAGAUCGGACUUUCUAUGUCUCCACUGAGCAACAACUCUCUGUUUCUCGAUUACCACCGGAAUCCUUUUCCCAUGUUUUUUGCUCGAGGGUUGAAUGUAUCUCUUUCAACAGAUGAUCCACUUCAGAUUCACCUUACGAAAGAACCGUUGGUUGAGGAGUACAGCAUUGCUGCCCAGGUCUGGAAGCUAAGUGCGUGUGAUCUUUGUGAAAUUGCUCGAAAUUCAGUGUACCAGUCUGGGUUUUUCCAUCCUCUGAAGGCUCACUGGGUGGGAAAGAAUUACUUCAAAAGGGGGCCAGAGGGAAAUGAUAUUCACAAGACCAAUGUACCCCACAUGCGGGUGGAGUUCCGUCACGAGGUGUGGAGAGAGGAACUGCAGUAUGUGAACCUUGGAGAGGCAAUUAUCCCGGAGGAGUAUGAAUCUUGAAAGAUCCCGCUCCUUUUCUAUGGAUGGAGAUAUUCCACUUCCACACGAGUAUAACUUGAUCUGGAGUUUUAUCAGCGCUGAGUUUCUGGGAAUCUAGCCACCACUAUCACGAAAUUUUGUGUGGGCCAAAGCUCGAAGUCAAAGUGGCUAAGCUCAAAAAGAGUUUUCUCACUUUGUUCAUUGGUAGCUGGAUCCCCAUUUUCGUUGGUCCAGGAAGCAUUUUAAUUCCCUCUGUUCUCUGAUCCUUUUUAACUGAAUCAGUGGAUAUGACACCAACAAGAUAAGAAGCUCAUUGUAUCUUGUGUAGUUUCUUCUGUGAGUGGAUUGUAAUAGAAUAGCCGUGCCACUCACCUGGUACCUCGAUCAAAUUUUGAUAACGUAGUAUUUAUUCCCACUCUGGCCAAAUGAACUGUAGGCAAAUUUUUCCUUGUGUAAUAAAGAGGU
Molecule: messenger RNA, 3545 nt
Organism: Marchantia polymorpha subsp. ruderalis
Lineage: Eukaryota; Viridiplantae; Streptophyta; Marchantiopsida; Marchantiales; Marchantiaceae
Source: the annotation of a GenBank genome assembly